This is a messenger RNA of Cylindrotheca closterium, 537 nucleotides long. Lineage: Eukaryota; Bacillariophyta; Bacillariophyceae; Bacillariales; Bacillariaceae. The record is from the annotation of a GenBank genome assembly.
AUGUCGGAAGAAACAAAGACAGCAGAAGGAGACUACGUCAUGAUGGGCGACUCCAAUGGAGUCAAGAUGCCAGGACUUGAUGACCCAAACCUAUCACAAGAAGAUCGUGACCAUAGGCUAGCAAUCGCUCUUCAACAAGAGGAAAAUGCUGCUGCUUAUGAGACGCACAAGAGACGACAUGAUCAACGAGUUGCGGCCAACACCAAUCGCACAGCCCGUUCGGGUACAUUUACUCGAUUGGCAGCCGUCCGUGACAAGGAUCAAGGAAUGCUUACGGUCCCCGCUGACUACACCACUGAAAAUGCUUAUGUAAAGAAUGAUGGAGAGUAUUUGCCACCUGGUGGAAGAUCGGAUGAGGAGAUUUUGAGGGGUGCUACUCCUCAACAAAUUGCGGAUUAUAAGCUUGCCAAGGAAAUUCAAAAGGUGGAACAAGCUGGAGCAGGCACUGCCCGUGAGAUGUCAAAGAUUGCCUCGGAAGAUGCUGAAGAGGCCGAAGCUCAAGUCACACGCACAGGAUACAGCAACUACCAAAAGUAA